AUGGAAUAUGUCCACUUGCAGCGACAUGCAGUUAUACCAUACCGAAACUCAUAUUGGGUCAUACGCAAAGGGAAACGCGGAUAUUGGGUCUGGGCGCCUGCUAUGAACUGUUGUCCCGGAGCUCUAGAUGACUGCGACAAUGAUGACGAUCUGGAUGAUACUGAAGCCGUAGUCUGUGGGUUUGGGGUUGAUAGGAAAGAGAGUAACGAGAGUGAUGCCGAGUAUCGUGGCAAGGUUGGGUUUGUGGAAGAUAAGGACCCAAACUCUAUGAUAAAACCUGGUGUGAGGCCUUGGCCAGACUAUAAUACGGCGGUUGAGAUGGUUGAGGAGUGGUAG
Molecule: messenger RNA, 336 nt
Organism: Fusarium verticillioides 7600
Lineage: Eukaryota; Fungi; Ascomycota; Sordariomycetes; Hypocreales; Nectriaceae
Exons: 1
Coding region: 1-336 (111 amino acids)
Source: RefSeq, a predicted model, not a curated record